UUUUCAUUGAUAUUCUUCCUGCAGUGCCAUAUAAUUGUCUUAUUUUUAUUCUACUCAAUCCAUGAACGUAAUUUUAAGGAAAGACCAACACCGAAGUGACAAAUUUACGGAGUCUGGUUCAUCCGGAUCCCGGCCUACAACGUAAUAUAUUUAUACAGUGAACUUACAUAUGUACAGCGUGUGAACCAAUGUUCCAUCGCACAUCAUUUUGUACGCGCCUACUACCGGCGGUCACAAUGUGGAAGAACGUGACUGUGUUUUUUUUGUCUCAGAAUUGUUGACGGUGAACCUUCGUGAUUCUGCUAAUUCCCAGACACGCUACUAAGUCGACAACCAUAAUUUGGUAUAGUGCCAGCAGAAUCUUAUGCGUUUUCCGAAUACCAGAACGACAUUUACAUCUGGUCUCGAAAUUUGUAACCAUUAAUCUUUAUUAACAAUUUUUGAAGUAAGUAUACAAAUCCUGAUGAACGAAUGCUCCCAUGAUCAAUAUCCCGUUGAUUAAUGCUUUUUUUUAUUAAGUACUUACCAUAUCAGAAUACAGGUGUCUUGCAAUUACACGUACAUAUGAUCCUCAGCCGGCUGAUUUUUUUAUCGUGGAUGACCAUAAAUUAUACUUCCUUUGUGAAUGGAAUUACUAACAUACCCUCUCGUUCUUCCCCCUCGAAGAGGAAGUCUUCGAAAGAUUUGAACAGAGCCGCUCUGCAACAAGCACCCCCUUCAUGGAAUCGCGAUUUGGACGGGAUUUAUCGCCCUAAUGGAGCUUCCCUACAUUUCGCCCCACCUGAAGGCAGAAUGUUUGCUCCCAUUCCACCGGAAGUGAAAAUUGUCUGCUCAGAAUCCGGGAUUUGUGGCCCGCCUCGCACGCCCGCCGCCAUUAGCCGCGGACCAGUUUCGACUGGAAGCAGCGCGAAUCCCCGUUUCGCUAGCUACUCCUCCAGUCUGCCGUAUAGCCAGAAGGGUGGCACAUUAUUCAUUAGAAAUAUUGGAAACCGAUUUAUUCCAACACCUGCACCGACGGCAGCGUCGACUGCUUCUACGUACUCGACGCUAAUUGCAAGUGCCGCGACGGUUACAAAGGUCAUUACUACCGCUUCCAUGGUAGACAGGUUCCCGCUAUCGCAUCAUUCGACAGAAAAGAUGGCACCUCCAAAAACAGCUCCCGAUCUCGAGAUUAUGCUGCGUACUCUGUUUGGAUGGUAAAUCCGGCUAAGAAAUAAUUAUGAUUGUAUCGAUAUCAUAGCACUGUGCUAUAAUAUUAUACGAGACUGGUCAAUAGUUGUACCAGUGCGAUUACAGUAUGGCUAUAGUGUGCCAGAUUAAACAGCGAAAUUUCGUGCUUUUAUGAUUGAGCGGCCCCAUGAUUCACUGGAACACUGCAUGGCAGGUGUGGAAAACUAGACCCGGUUCAAUAUAGGAAAUUAGAGUCUUGCAACACCCUGGAAUCUGUUUCGCCGGGUUUUGCAUCACGUGAUACGAUAUUCGGCUUGUGAACGAUCCGGGUCUAAACUCGUACGAGUUGCAGUACUUAAGAUUUUCAGCAUUGACUUCUAUGGGAAA
This is a messenger RNA of Paramacrobiotus metropolitanus, 1557 nucleotides long. RefSeq lists its product as uncharacterized. The transcript has 3 exons. Bases 502 to 1200 code for a protein of 232 amino acids. NCBI's taxonomy places the organism in Eukaryota, Metazoa, Tardigrada, Eutardigrada, Parachela, Macrobiotidae. The record is from RefSeq and is a predicted model, not a curated record.